AUGAAUUUAGCAGAGAUUUGCGAUAAUGCCAAAAAAGGAAGAGAAUAUGCCCUUCUUGGGAAUUAUGACUCUUCUAUGGUGUAUUACCAGGGUGUCAUCCAGCAAAUCCAGAGACAUUGCCAGUCGAUCAGAGAUCCAGCAAUUAAGGGCAAAUGGCAACAGGUCCGACAAGAAUUGGUUGAAGAAUAUGAACAAGUUAAGAGCAUUGUCAACACUUUAGAGAGUUUUAAAAUGGACAGACCGGCAGAUAUCCCUGUAUCCUGCCAAGAUGAGCCUGUUAGAGAUCCUGCUGUUUGGCCCCCUCCUGUUCCAGCUGAACACAGGGCUCCACCUCAGAUAAAACGUCCCAACCGAGAAGUAAAACCUUUGAGGAAAGAAUCACCAGGACUGCAGCCCCGCGGGCCUGUGGGCAGAGCACACGCCGUGUCCAAGGGUGAGAAGUCUGCAGGCAGCCGCGAAAGGGAGUCCAGAGCUCGAGGAAGAGAUGACAAGGUAAGAAAAAACUUGCAAGAUGAAGUUGGCGAUGGGGAAAUUCCAAAAUUUGACGGAGCAGGUUAUGACAAAGACUUGGUCGAAGCUCUCGAAAGGGACAUUGUAUCAAGGAAUCCAAGCAUUCAUUGGGAUGACAUAGCGGAUUUGGAAGAAGCCAAGAAAUUAUUAAGAGAAGCUGUCGUUCUUCCAAUGUGGAUGCCUGAUUUUUUCAAAGGGAUCAGAAGACCUUGGAAGGGCGUGCUGAUGGUUGGUCCUCCAGGCACUGGCAAAACAAUGCUAGCGAAAGCUGUUGCUACAGAAUGUGGAACGACAUUCUUCAACGUGUCUUCCUCUACUCUGACGUCUAAAUACAGGGGCGAGUCUGAGAAGCUGGUUCGCCUCUUGUUUGAAAUGGCGAGGUUUUAUGCUCCAACAACAAUCUUCAUUGAUGAGAUAGAUUCCAUCUGCAGCCGCAGAGGCACAUCCGAUGAGCACGAGGCGAGUCGCAGAGUCAAGUCAGAGCUGCUUGUGCAAAUGGACGGGGUAGGCGGUGCUCUGGAAAAUGAUGACCCUUCCAAGAUGGUUAUGGUAUUAGCUGCAACAAAUUUUCCAUGGGAUAUCGAUGAAGCUCUCCGACGGAGACUGGAGAAGAGGAUUUAUAUACCUUUGCCCACAGCGAAAGGCAGAGCAGAACUACUUAAGAUUAAUCUUCGGGAAGUAGAACUGGAUCCUGAUAUCAGCCUUGAAGAAAUUGCUGAGAAGAUUGAAGGCUAUUCUGGUGCUGACAUCACUAAUGUUUGCAGGGAUGCCUCUUUAAUGGCAAUGAGACGACGUAUUAACGGCUUAACUCCAGAAGAGAUUCGUGCACUUUCUAAAGAGGAGCUUCAGAUGCCGGUUACCAAGGGGGACUUUGAGCUGGCUCUGAAGAAAAUCUCCAAAUCUGUUUCUGCUGCAGACCUGGAGAAGUAUGAAAAGUGGAUGGCGGAGUUUGGAUCUGCUUAAUUUCAGUGACAGCUCUCCUUUGCUAGAAUUUUAUGGCCUUUGUUGUUUUCACUUGCAAAAUGAGUUAAAAAUCUUUUCAAAUGUUUAAUAAAAGGUUUGCCUCUGCCCCCAUCCCACCCGCUUCUGGUGACAAGAUCUUUUAAAAUCCAUUUGCCUGUAAAGGGAAUGAACACAAUAAUGAGCUGAUAUUGUAAAA
Molecule: messenger RNA, 1669 nt
Organism: Opisthocomus hoazin
Lineage: Eukaryota; Metazoa; Chordata; Aves; Opisthocomiformes; Opisthocomidae
Source: RefSeq, a predicted model, not a curated record